This is a messenger RNA of Gongylonema pulchrum, 432 nucleotides long. The record is from the annotation of a GenBank genome assembly. Lineage: Eukaryota; Metazoa; Nematoda; Chromadorea; Rhabditida; Gongylonematidae.
AUGAUAGGUGUGUUGGGUGGUUACGUGCAGAGCAUUCUGUUUGCAUUCGCCACGCGCUCUUCGUUGAUCCUUCUCGCUGGCAGUUUUGCAUUCUUUGCUGGUGCAAUUUCGCCCGGAUAUCGUUCGUUCUUCUCACGUCUUGUCACUAAGGAAGAGACGGCAAGGCUGUUUAGUUUCUUCAGCAUCAUUAUGAUGUUAUAUCCAGUUUUAGCAGCACUUAUAUUUAACAACAUAUUCAAUGCAACAAUUAGCACGUGGCCGGGUUUUGCCUUCUUCGUAGCUUCCGUUUUGCAGUUCAUCGUUUUCUGUGUACAAAUUUUGUUGCACUAUUUAUUACACGAGCAGUGGAAGGAGAAUUAUUGCCAGUUGGAUCAUGGUUUUUCGGAGAAUCAGCCUGACUGUGCAUCAUUACCAACCGAACAAUAUUCUUGA